UCGAAGAUACGGAUAAAUACGCCUGGCACGACGUGUGCCUGUCGUAUAUAUAUUUUGCGUUGAGAGUGGCCAGUUGACUCGAACACGCCCGAGAGUGUCCUCACGCUUUCAUGUCACCGCCCACACAAGCUCAGCUGUACGAAAUCAUGUGAUUGAUUAAUGCUAUCGAUGCAGCCGGCGACACACACUUGACAGGCACAAAUGGCCGUACGUAAGCGUGACAUCAUGAGUCUGUUCCUCUUGGGAUGCUUGUACUUUCAUAUCGUAACAACGCCCGCCAACUGCGAGCAACCCGGCUCAGAUUCUAAUAUCGCCGAGAUUACGGAAGAGUAUUACGACGCCUACAACUGCACGCUAAGCAACGCGAGAGCGGAGUCGUGCCGCUGUUCGCGCGAGGCCGGCGAUUGCUGCCUGAUGUGCUGCCUCAACGCAGCGGAGUCUGAAAGUCGAUGCUGCUACUGCUACGACUGCAGUCUGUGCCGGCACGAGCAGCAUUUGCAACUGCUGACGAUGACACGAGUCAGUGUCUCCAUACUGUUCGGAUUCGGUAUAUUCGGCCUGAUCAUAGUUUACUGCAAGAUAUGCAGAAGGCGUGCAUGCAGGAAGCUCCACCAUCAUAUCCGGAGACGCCGAAACAGGAGAGGACCGAUAGGUUCAAUGAGUCACGUUCCUCACCGCCCACGACUCAAUAUAUUUAAUGAUAUCUGCGCAAGCCAUGAGCUAUUAUACGAGCAAUAUAAUAGCUCGCCUUGCCUUUGUAUAUAUGCGCGAAUAAAAUCAAUUGUUUCGUCUAUUUUAUUUUUGGCUUUCAGACUUUUACUUUGGACAGCAUUGUUUUUUUUCAGAUUAAUCAUAAUUUAAUAGUAGAAUAUUAUUUAUCUAAUCGAUGGAAGAAAUUUUUGCUAAGAGAUGGCAGAGCCGCAAAAUGCUACGUUAAUUCAUUUUCGAAAUUCCUUUCCCAUUUUGCGGAAUCUUCGCGAUACGAUAAUAAAAAUAAUAAAAAUAUUUUGCGACACGAUAAUAAAAAUAUAAUUCGAUAUAAUUCACGAUAAGUUACAGCUUUCGGUGUCACGAUUAUCGCAACGUGAACAACGCCGCGCGACGCUGUUGGUGAAGAAGGGUAAUGAAAAUUACGUUUCGUAAUUAUAUAAUGAAAAUGUCAUUUAUUUGAUGUGGUGCAAUGACUUAAAGUAAAAUGGAAAAUGAAUGUCUGUAUGAGCUGGGUUCAAUGAACGGCGCGCGCGCGCGCGCGCUUAACAAUCCUCGCAGUUCAGCCACUACCGCCACGUGUUGUUUCGUUUCGUUUUACAAAAGAGCGCGGUUUUUCUUUUUCAUUUCUUUCAUUUUGUUUUUCUUCUAAAUGCAAUAUACAACGGACGUAUCCGUAGCAGAAAGAGAAAGAGAGAGCAGGUGUACGGUAGCUGCUGCCUAGUAGUAGCGGUGGUGGUCGAUCGGUCGUCGACACGCGCCGGCUUUCAUCAUGAUGAGGUAACACUUGUCUUACUUGUACUUAAUAGUUUAUCAAAUUAUAUCCAGUCAUACGCUCGUAUUAUUCCUGCUGCAAAUUGAUUUCGUACAGAAUUGUGCCUACAGGUAUAUCCGUGUUCUUUUGUAUCUGUGUCUCCUCGCGGUUUCGCUAUCUCGAUCGGAAUUCGUUUCGUUCUGUUUCGCUAUUGUUUGUUCCACAUUUCUGUUUUUCGUACUUCUCUUUCUUUCUCUAGAAAAAGACAUUCAACGUAUGUGUGUGUGUAUGUGUGUGUGUGUGUAUUCCACAAGAGAAAAUCGCCGCACAGUCCCAAAGAUAGAUAUGAAAAUUGUUGCAGAGUAUAGUCGCGGAUUUUUAAAAUAUAUGUGAACCAAUACGAACGGCCAAAGUCUGUUCCUUAAAUCGCUACUACACACCGCUUUCAUAUCCUUUUUCUUUUCUUCCUAUUUAAGCCCUAUCGCACCAAGGCUCAAAUAAAAAGAAAGCACGUAGAAAAACAGUGGAAAAAUUCUAACUAGGUUUUUUUUAUUAUUGAUCAUCAUGAUUAUUAUUGUGAUCGAUUCAUUAUCUCAUAAAAUCUUAUCCGUCAAUGCACUACGCCAAACAUUAUUAAAGAUCCGCACAACUUUCUGCCUCUAUAUUCGAUUCGUCGGCGUUACGUUAACGUCAUUGAAGUUAAAGCAUCAGUAGUGUGUCUUUCAAGGAACAUGAGCUUAGCGCAGUCUGUGAAAUAAAUUGCGAUGCUUGAUUGUUGUACGGUUCCCCUCGUAAAAGUAUAGAAUAUUAUCCAUGUACGGGUUGUUCGGUUUUUAUAAAAUACACAACAGAUAUGUACACAGUGUAAAAGUCGUAAAAUGACGCUAGGUUUGGGACUGUCCGGGGCAAUGACUGUUGCUUACUAUAAAUGUAUUUUAUGUAACAAGUAAAUUCACUGGCUGCCAAGAUCGUCAGGGGGAGUGGCGGGCGGGCGAGGGGGGUUUGUCUCUCUAGAAAGGAUCGAUUACGCAAUUGCAGUAAUUACAGUGGUCUUAUCACAGAACAUGUAUGGCAUUAAUCGUCAUCAUUAAUGAUGUGUAAAUGGUAAUAAGUAUUUCGCAUUAUUUAAAACUCGAUUCUCUCUCGGUAAAGCUAAAAUUCUCGGAGGAUCAGGAAGCCAGUACACGGUACUAAACGAUUGAUUAUUGUUUCCGCCGCUUAUGGUUGCCCAUAAUUUCAGUUCAUUGACCACAAAAUUUCGCUAUUAUUUAUUUCUUUUUUUUUCUUUUUAAUUCUCAAAUCAAUUAUCAAUCACAAAAUAAAAGGAAACGAUCGUAACACCGCUCUAUACAAUUGACUAACGUUUAUAUUUUACACAAUUCGCUUUUUAAUCGGUUUCUCCCUUUUUGCUCCUUCUCUUCAAUCUCUUAUACGUGUGCGAUUUGUAGUAACGCGCAGUCGAAUUUCGAAUUGCCGAUCGUAACGUUCGUAAAGUAAUAUAAAUGUGAUCCGCGACGGGGACGUGCGAUCGACGACCCCCAUCGUGACCGAUUCAACGUAUAUCCGAUAAAUUAUGGACAACCCUAAAUUUAAUAACAUAAUCAUUAAUAAUAAUUAAUUAAUAAUAAUAAUUCGAUCCUAUCACUUUGCUUACAGUACGCAAUACUCCAGAAAACAAGACAAACUGUGCCUACCGACGCGGGACGGGGAGGAGAGGGGAUCAGGAAGGGUAAUUGGGUUUUAUCGCCGCAAUGAGGAGAAAGGAGGGGGGCGGUGGAGUCGGAGGGAGAGAUGUUUCUUUAUCCGUAGACAAAAAAAUAUACGAAAAUACGUAGGGCACAGAUUGCGCGUAGCGUUAAUAGUAAUAAUAAUAAUAUAAUAAUUAUAAUAAUAAUCGUACAUAUUCAGAGAAAGAGAUCAUAAAAAAAGAACACUAACUAGAAUGAUUUUCUCCGUCUUGGAAGAGUUUGAGACGCACUAGAACUAAAAAAAAA
Ooceraea biroi (clonal raider ant) is the source of this 3456-nucleotide messenger RNA. RefSeq lists its product as uncharacterized. The record is from RefSeq and is a predicted model, not a curated record. NCBI's taxonomy places the organism in Eukaryota, Metazoa, Arthropoda, Insecta, Hymenoptera, Formicidae.